AUGUCGAACCGGAAGCGAAAGGCUUCCGAAGAGCCAGACAAUGACCGCAUGUCCACCUCUCCUACCGCUUCGCCUUCUAUGGCCGGCCGCCAUCUACCUACCUCCGCGCACCGAAACAUCAAGCGAACUCGCAUCAGCACCCUCUCAUCAGGCAGACCCCUCGCUUUGCCACGCUUGCUCGAAACCCUGUCCGCGGAAGAGAUGAGGCAGCUACUGCAGAAUGUGUGUGACCAACACCCUGAACUCCAGCGAGAGAUUGUCACACAAGCACCGCGGCCAUCCAUCGAGUCUACCUUGUCCGUAUUGGCCAAGUAUGAGAAAGCUUUCGAGGAAGCUUUCCCACUUGGUAACCGCCCCACCUCAGACUACGCGUACAACCGAGUACGACAGCACCUUCGCCAAUUCAUCGACGCUGUACGAGAAUACACACCUCAUUUCCUUCCACCACACGAGACUCAGGACGGUCUAUCUCUCACCUACCUCGAUUCCGUCACCAACAUGAUUCACCGGCUACCCGACUGGGACACCCUCCAGCACCAGCGGUACAAGAACGAGGCAUACGAUGAGAUUGCAAAAGCAUGGGGUCUGGUGAUUCGAGAGGCAGCUAAGAGAGCGGGAGGCUUCCAUCUACAGUUUGGUGGAUGGGAUCAGAAGCUGGUGGAGCAUAACGAGAAGAGCAGGGGCAAGAUGGAGGAAGCCGUAAACGAGCUCAAGACGGCUCUGGGAUUCAUCCAGGGAGGAACAGGUCAGGCACCAGCAGGUGUAUCAGAAGAGCGGGCGAGUAUACGGCAGCAGCUCUUCUCAGGAUCGUACGGGCAGCCGCAGCUAGGAGUUGGACCGGGCGGAUGGUAG
Messenger RNA from Zasmidium cellare ATCC 36951, 852 nucleotides. RefSeq lists its product as uncharacterized. The coding region runs from base 1 to 852 and encodes 283 amino acids. Gene Ontology annotation, cellular component: nucleus. NCBI's taxonomy places the organism in Eukaryota, Fungi, Ascomycota, Dothideomycetes, Mycosphaerellales, Mycosphaerellaceae. The record is from RefSeq and is a predicted model, not a curated record. Gene Ontology annotation, biological process: nuclear protein quality control by the ubiquitin-proteasome system; proteasome localization. The transcript has a single exon.